CUCAGACAAUCGUGAUUUUGUGAGACACCAGAGUGAUGUUAAAAUAACGUGGUGAAAUUACAGUUAUUGUUUACAGUCGUGCUGUGUGUGCUGCAGGCUGCGCAGGUCCACCCGUGCUGUGUUGCUCCGGUCAAAACUCCAGCUGUUCCAGAGGGUGUUUUUGUGAUGAGGCCUGCAUGGAGUUCAAUGACUGCUGUUCUGACUACGGGUCAAUCUGCUUACAAGUUUUGACCGCUGGGCAGCCAAGCACACCCAGCAUAACAAGCAGCAGUGCUACACCUACACCUGCAAAUGACAUCGCAACUACAUCAUCCACAGCCUUUUCAGCAACAUCUGCACUAUUGAAUGUGAGCACAACCUCGGCCCCCCUUGUGUCUGCUACGACAGCAACCAGCCAAACGAGCAGCAGCACUACAUCUACACCACUAGAUGGCGUCACAACUUCAGCAUCCCCAGGCACCACGGCAACAGGCUGCGCAGGUCCACCCGUGCUGUGUUGCUCCGGUCAAAACUCCAGCUGUUCCAGAGGGUGUUUUUGUGAUGAGGCCUGCAUGGAGUUCAAUGACUGCUGUUCUGACUACGGGUCAAUCUGCUUACAAGCCUUUUCUGCUACAUCUGCAGCGAUAGAUGCGCCUCCAUCUUCGUCAUCCGCAGUCUCUUCGACAACAGCACCCAGUACAGCAAGCGGCACCACUGCAUCAUCAGCUGUGAGCACAAACUCAGUGUCCACAGUGUUUGCUACGACAGCAACCAGCCAAAGAAGCAGCAGCACUACAUCUACACCACUAGAUGCCGUCACAACUUCAGCAUCCCCAGGCUCCACGGCGACAGCAGGUACAACACUGAUAGAAACCAGUGUAACUCUGCAUACCAGUAGUGUCACAUCUUCACCAGCAGGUGGCAGCACAUCUGGAGUCUCCACCAAAAACACUGAUUCCUCCACCAGCUCAGCUUCAGAUGCCCAAACAGUGACAGUUCGCCUAAAAUUUACUUUUUUAUCACGUCAUGAGAAAAAAGACGUCAUUUUUUAAAGGCUGUAUCUAAUUUUAUAUCCCAGACCCUUCUCCAUCAGAGCUGUGAGGGCUGCACUAUCACACACAUCAAACCCACCUGAGAAAUGACCCAUGAUUCAGCCAAUGGAGGCAACAGUGUGGCUGCAGCUGUACUCCAACAACAGGCUUCACAACUCUCAGAAACAACACAAUCGUCUCUUAAAACCGAAUAAGCUAUUAAAGAUGUAAUGCAAUGAUCAGUAAAGCCUUAGGUAAUAAACUGAUAUGACUCCACAUAUUUAUUCAGCACUAUCUAUUAAGAGCUGACUAUUAGAGCAGGCCGAGCAGCCAGAAACAGGUCGAGGCAGUGCUAUUUGGCUAGAUGGGGUCUGUAAGUGGUAUUCCCUCACUUCAAAGGAGGAGGAUGAGCCAAAAGUUUAAUUAUGCUGGCAGUGGCGGUUCUGGCCCAUUUAAACCACAUGAGCCAGUUAAAUUAACUCUGAAGCUAACAAUCAUUCAAGCAGCAGGGUGGUUCAGACGCCGAGUCAGCAGGUCAUCCCAAUAAGGUGGAAGGUAACACAAUGUGUUAACACAAAAAGUUAACAAAUUCAGAUUUGUAGUACCUCUCCAGUGUGGUGCAAUACAAUAAAAAGGACUGCAGCCCAGGAUUAUUUUCAUUAUCGGUUAAUCUGUGGAUUAUUUUCUCGUUUACUUGAUUGGUAAUUUGGUCCAAAAAGCCAAAGGUGACAUUCAAUACCCAAAUAUUCUGUUUAUUUUCAUACAAGACUCUGGAAAUAUUUAGAUUAGAGAAGCUGGAACCACAGAAUUUUGGCAUUUUGUCCUUUAAAAUAAUAUUCAAAACAUUUAAUUAUCAAAAUUGUUGACAAAUCACAAAAUAUUUAGGAUGAUAUUUAACGUUAGACAGCAGAUUUAAAAUAAUACUAAUAUCAGAGAUAUAUGAUUUACACGUUUUACUUUUCAGCAUACAAAUGUAUACUAUAAACCUUAUACUCUGACAAAGUUCGUAUCACAACUGAUUACUUAAAACACUGACUACUUAAAAAGUUUACGUUCACAUUAAAGGUCCAGUGUGUAGGAUUUAGAGCGAUAUAUGAAAAUGGAAUAUAAUAUUCAUAACUAUGUUUUCUUUCGUGUGUAAUCACCUGAAACUAAAAAUCUUUGUGUUUUCUUUUAAGGUUGUGCAAUUAAUCAUCUGGUGAUCGUGUUUACGAUUUUGACUUCAAACGAUUUCAAAAUUAAUGAAAUCUAGUUUAAUUUUCCAUCACGGACGCCUGGUGAUUUUAUUUUCUCAUCAACAAAAUAUCAAAAUAUCAACAACCACUGCCAGUUACAACUCCCACACUUCGAUGGUCAACUGUGACAGGCCCUAACAUCAAACUAAAAUCGUUGAGAACUUCUGAGGUUAUCAGAGAGUUUAUUUAAAAAGAUUGUUUACAACUGUAUUACCGACGUAGACCGAACUGCCUGCCGCUGCCAUCUUGGAAAGUCAAUACAAGUCAAUUGACAAGCGUGAUGUCACGUGAUCUGAAUCUUUGGAAGGUCUCCAGGUUGUCCUUUUUCAUGUUCUUCCCACCGGGAUAAGCACACACACGAACCAUUUUGUCUGUCUGUGAUGAUCCGUCCACUCGUCGCUCACCUGUCACUCGCACAAACUCUCAUCCAAUCUUGUUCGAGUUUGUCGAUCAACUUGUAUGGGCUUUCCAAGAUGGCGGCGAUGGUAUGUUGAAUUUUGGGCAAUAAAUAAUAAAUACAGCAUGUUUUCAAAGUCAAAACAUAAUCGUUUGCAUAAUCGUGAUUUCAAUUUUGACCAA
Epinephelus moara (kelp grouper) is the source of this 2824-nucleotide messenger RNA. RefSeq lists its product as uncharacterized. The transcript is spliced from 7 exons. Bases 177 to 1031 code for a protein of 284 amino acids. Lineage: Eukaryota; Metazoa; Chordata; Actinopteri; Perciformes; Serranidae. The record is from RefSeq and is a predicted model, not a curated record.